Acaulospora morrowiae is the source of this 490-nucleotide messenger RNA. The record is from the annotation of a GenBank genome assembly. NCBI's taxonomy places the organism in Eukaryota, Fungi, Glomeromycota, Glomeromycetes, Diversisporales, Acaulosporaceae.
AAAUAUGAACAUAGUGAGAUCUCUAAAUCGAGAAUUAGGAAGUCCAGUGAAUAGAAUAAAUAUUAUGGGCUCAUGGGCUGUUUCAGGUCUAGGAUCUGAUUGGUCUAAUUGGGGAGGAAACGCUAAAAUCCUUGAAGAAAGACGAAAUACCAACCAUCAUUCUAAUGAAAUAGGCGUGCAUUAUAAUAUGCCUAGCAGCAGCCAAAAUUCUUUGAUGCGUAUAAUGCCACUUGAGAACUUGACUUUACUUCUUGGACAACUUGGCUUCGUUUUAAAGAGUAGAUUCAAUUACUUACUGUUUCAUGGGACACUGUUCAUUAUAUCUUUGGGGUUUUAUUUAACCAGUGUGAAAGAGAGAAUUAGAAGUUGGUUAAGGAAUGGAGAUGGAAGCGGCACGCGAGGGUUUGAAGAAUUGUUGGAUGAUCAGAUGAAACGGUCGUUAGAAGAAAAUUUCGGGAUGGUACUAGAUCAAAGAAUUUUUGAGGGAUAG